AUGGCGAUAACCUGCGACUGCCCAAUGACGCAGCCGGGGCCCACGCUAGCGGCGACGUGUGGUGGAGGCGCCUUCAUGCUGUUCAUGGGAUUAUUGGAAGUAUUCUUGAAGAGUCAGUGUGAUCUGGAAGAUCCUUGCGGAAGAACAGAGUUUCGACAGCAUAUGGACUCAGUGUAUGACUUCAUAGUAGUGGGUGGAGGUUCCGCGGGCUCCGUGGUCGCCGCGCGUCUCUCCGAAGUGCCCGAAUGGCGAGUGCUACUUAUAGAAGCCGGUUUCGACGAGCCGACUGGCACACAAGUACCCUCAAUGUUCCUUAAUUUCGUCGGGUCGAGCAUUGACUGGGGAUACCACACGGAGCCCGAGCCCGCCGCUUGCCUCGGCGAGAAAGAAAGUCGCUGUUAUUGGCCCAGAGGAAAGGUACUUGGCGGCACUUCGGUGAUGAACGGCAUGAUGUACAUCCGCGGCUCCCGCAAGGACUACGACAGCUGGGCAGCGGCCGGUAUAGAAGGCUGGUCCUACGAUGACGUGCUACCCUACUUCCUCAAGUCAGAAGAUAACAAGCAGGUCGAUGAGAUGGACCCAGGCUACCACGCGACUGGUGGACCGCUUACAGUUUCACAGUUCCCUUACCAUCCACCGCUGAGUUACAGCUUAGUGGAAGCUGGGGAAGAACUAGGUUAUAGCGCGCGGGAUCUAAACGGCGAGAAACACAGCGGGUUCAUGAUCGCGCAGACGACGAACCGCAACGGGUCGCGGCUGAGCGCGGCGCGCGCGUUCCUGCGGCCCGCGCGGCGCCGCGCCAACCUGCACGUGCUGCUCAACGCGACAGCCACGCGCCUGCUCGUCGACCGCACCACGCGCCACGCGUACGCCGUGCAGCUGCGCGACAGCUUCGGACGAAUGCAGACUGUGUACGCGAACAAUGAGAUUAUACUCAGCGCCGGAGCUGUCGCGUCCCCUCAACUGCUGCAGCUGAGUGGCGUGGGCGACCCGUCGGUGCUCGCGCGCGUCGGCGUCCCGCUCGUGCACAAGUUGCCGGCCGUGGGCAGGAACCUGCACAACCACGUCACGCACUUCGUCAGCUUCACAAUCAACGACAACGACACCUCGCCGCUCAACUGGGCCACCGCCAUGGAGUACCUGCUGUUCAGGGACGGACUCAUGUCCGGCACGGGCAUUUCUGAAGUGACUGGAUUCAUAAACACGAAGUAUGCGGACCCCGCGGGCGACAACCCGGACAUCCAGCUGUUCUUCAGCGGCUACCUGGCGGACUGCGCCAAGACCGGCAUGGUCGGGGAGAGUCGUGGAAACGGCUCUAGGACUAUCCAGAUGUUCCCCGCCGUGCUACAUCCCAAGAGUAGAGGCCGGAUAGAGAUCGCCAGCAAUGAUCCGUUUGCUCCACCAAAGAUUUAUGCCAACUACCUAACUCACCCGGACGAUGUGAAAACGCUCAUAGAAGGUAUAAAGUUCGCAAUUAAACUGUCCGAGACAAAAGCCCUCAAAAAGUACGGCUUCAAGCUGGACAAGACUCCGGUGGCCGGCUGCGAGAAGUUCAAGUUCGGUUGCGACGCGUACUGGGAGUGCGCUGUGAGGAUGCAGACUGGUCCAGAGAAUCAUCAAGCAGGUUCCUGCAAGAUGGGGCCCAGAGGCGAUCCUACUGCUGUCGUUGAUCAUUUGCUUCAGGUGCAAGGCAUCGACCGGCUGCGCGUGGCGGACGCCAGCGUGCUGCCGGCCGUGCCGUCGGGCAACACGCACGCGCCCGUCGUCAUGCUGGCCGAGCGCGCCGCCGACUUCAUCAAGCAGCGCUGGCAUGAGCCGUAUCCUCCGGUUAAUGAAGGCGUAUCCAACGUCCUGACAGCUAGCGAGUCAAGACACAGCGCCCGACCGUGGCCGUACUGGGCUUGA
Messenger RNA from Parnassius mnemosyne (clouded apollo), 1905 nucleotides. The record is from the annotation of a GenBank genome assembly. NCBI's taxonomy places the organism in Eukaryota, Metazoa, Arthropoda, Insecta, Lepidoptera, Papilionidae.